AUGCCCAUACAAGGACCCUGGUUCUACAUUGCAGAGACAGGUUGCAGAGGAGCACAGGUUGAGGAGAUAUGGAGUUUGGAGCCCGAGAACUUUGAAAAAUUAAAGCCAGUUCAUGGACUGAUAUUUUUGUUCAAAUGGCAACCGGGUGAAGAACCAGCUGGUUCCGUUGUUCAGGAUUCUAGAUUAGAUACAUUAUUUUUUGCUAAACAGGUAAUAAAUAAUGCUUGUGCAACUCAAGCAAUAGUAAGUGUUUUGUUGAACUGCACCCAUCAAGAUAUCCACUUAGGAGAAACACUGUCUGAGUUCAAGGAAUUCUCUCAAAGCUUUGAUGCAGCGAUGAAAGGCUUAGCAUUAAGUAACUCAGAAGUGAUACGGCAAGUUCAUAACAGUUUUGCUAGACAACAGAUGUUUGAAUUUGAUGCAAAGUCAACCGCAAAAGAAGAAGAUGCCUUUCACUUUGUCAGCUAUGUUCCUGUCAAUGGUCGAUUAUAUGAAUUGGAUGGUUUGAGGGAAGGUCCAAUAGACCUAGGUAAUAUUUUCAUUUCACCUCUCUCAAGGGGAGCCGUUCAACUUGGUCCCUGCGGCAAGAUUGAAAACAUCAGAAGAAAACACAACUACCUUCCGUUUAUCAUGGAGUUGCUAAAAACGUUAGCGGAACAUCAGCAGUUGAUUCCACUAGUAGAAAAGGCAAAAGAAAAACAGAAUGCUAAGAAACCUCAGGAAGCCAAAUGAAAAUCAGCAUCUUUACAGGGUGGAGUCCUGGAGAAGAAAAUGUGCUUCUGAAUGUCUUUAUAACUUUGCAAGACUUGUACAGUUUAAAUUUGUCCAGCACACAUUUGCAGAUUUGUCAGUUUGUCUUAUCUCAUUUGCACGGGGGGUCCUUCCCGUUUUCCCUGUUGCUAUCAUGUGCAUGGCUGCCACUCAGUGAUGGUUUUAGAAUCUCUGUCCAAUUCCAGUAUAUAACAGUGGUUUCUGAUUGAUUCUUCAUACAAAAUCAGGAAAUGCUGCUGCAAUUUGUAUAGACCCAAAUUGGUGCGAGUAAUGUAGAAGUUUUUACUGUAAUGAACAUAUUUAAAAUACCUUGUCUCUUAACGAAACCAUGGAUAUAUAGUUACGUGAAGAGAGAUUAACUUAUUUCUACAAAUAAGUUGGUCUAUCUUCGCUUGCCAUCACUACUUAUCUUGGUCUUGGCAUUGUUCAGUGACUUGACCUAAGUUGUUUUUAUGGAGUUAUGUCUACAUUUUCUACACAGCUGAAGGUAAAACAUAACAUUGGAAUGAUUGAUAAAGACCAAUGCAUAAGCAUAAGAGUUUAUUGCUUUAGUAGAAAAAAAUAAAUAUUCCCAUUUUUAUUUUGGCAAAUUAUUGUUUGGUAUG
Messenger RNA from Thamnophis sirtalis, 1376 nucleotides. Lineage: Eukaryota; Metazoa; Chordata; Lepidosauria; Squamata; Natricidae. The record is from RefSeq and is a predicted model, not a curated record.